This is a messenger RNA of Jaculus jaculus (lesser Egyptian jerboa), 2970 nucleotides long. RefSeq names its product thioredoxin interacting protein (gene Txnip). Gene Ontology annotation, molecular function: ubiquitin protein ligase binding. NCBI's taxonomy places the organism in Eukaryota, Metazoa, Chordata, Mammalia, Rodentia, Dipodidae. Gene Ontology annotation, biological process: protein transport. Bases 396 to 1571 code for a protein of 391 amino acids. The transcript has 8 exons. Gene Ontology annotation, cellular component: cytoplasm. The record is from RefSeq and is a predicted model, not a curated record.
CUUUAGGGACGCGGGCAGCCUCUGUGCUCCGGAGCUUUACCCUCGCCAAAGGGUUACAGCAACUUGGAAAGACAGAGAGAAAUUACAAAAAAACAAACCAACAACAACAACAAAAAAAAAAGCAAUUUCUAUUUUGUUUUGUUUUUCUUUUGAAAGCUCUUGGCUUAGAGAGGCAAGUUUGGGAAAUCCAAACACCUUUUCCAAAAAAAAAAACAACUUGUUGGUUUUUAUAGGAUUUACUUUUUUUUUUUUUUUUUUUUUAAAUUUUCAAGGCUCCCACGACUGGAAAGUGGGCACCUUCAUUCCUUCCCGGGAGUGACAAUAAGGGGUCCUUAAAGAGUUUGCUGGGAGCGUCCUUGCCUCCCGCUUCUCUCGAGCUUAACUCAGCCCGAGUCAUGGUGAUGUUCAAGAAGAUCAAGUCCUUCGAGGUGGUCUUCAACGACCCCGAAAAGGUGUAUGGCAGUGGGGAGAAGGUGGCCGGCCGAGUGGUGGUGGAGGUGUGUGAAGUCACCCGGGUCAAAGCCGUCAGGAUCCUGGCUUGCGGAGUGGCCAAGGUGCUGUGGAUGCAAGGAUCCCAGCAGUGCAAGCAGACCUUGGACUACCUGCGCCACGAGGACACGCUGCUCCUGGAAGACCAGCCGGCAGGUGAGAAUGACUUGGUGAUCAUGAGACCUGGGAACAAGUACGAAUACAAAUUCGGUUUCGAGCUCCCUGAAGGGCCUUUGGGAACAUCUUUCAAAGGAAAAUAUGGUUGUGUUGACUACUAUGUGAAAGCUUUUCUUGAUCGCCCCAGCCAGCCAACUCAAGAGACAAAGAAAAACUUUGAAGUGAUGGAUCUAGUGGAUGUCAAUACCCCUGACCUAAUGGCACCAGUGUCUGCGAAAAAGGAAAAGAAAGUUUCCUGCAUGUUCAUUCCCGAUGGGCGGGUGUCUGUCUCUGCUCGAAUUGACCGGAAAGGAUUCUGUGAAGGUGAUGACAUUUCCAUCCACGCUGACUUUGAGAACACCUGCUCCCGCAUUGUGGUCCCCAAAGCAGCCAUCGUGGCCCGGCACACUUACCUUGCCAAUGGCCAAACCAAGGUGCUCACUCAGAAGCUGUCCUCAGUCAGAGGCAAUCACAUCAUCUCCGGGACGUGUGCGUCAUGGCGGGGCAAGAGUCUCCGGGUGCAGAAGAUCAGGCCGUCUAUCCUGGGCUGCAACAUCCUUCGGGUUGAAUAUUCUUUGCUGAUCUAUGUUAGCGUCCCUGGCUCCAAGAAAGUCAUCCUUGACCUGCCCCUGGUAAUCGGCAGCAGGUCAGGUCUGAGCAGCCGGACGUCCAGCAUGGCCAGCCGAACCAGCUCCGAAAUGAGCUGGAUAGAUCUAAACAUCCCCGAUACCCCGGAAGCCCCUCCAUGCUACAUGGAUAUCAUUCCUGAAGAUCACCGGCUGGAGAGCCCCACCACUCCUCUGCUCGAUGAGGUGGACGGCCCUCAAGACAGCCCGAUCUUCAUGUACGCUCCCGAGUUCAAGUUCAUGCCACCGCCCACUUACACUGAGGUGGAUCCUUGCGUCCUUAACAACAACGUGCAGUGAGCCAGCGGCCCCCCAAGAAAGGAAGCGGCUGUCUUGACUCGUUUCUUUCUGCCUCUCUUCCUGGACUCUCACAUUUUAGAGACUCAGUCGUCUCUGGGGGGAGGGGGGCUACAGGUCCACUCCAGCCUUGGGCUCCCCAGUGUGAGUGGUGAUCAGCAGGCACUUGCUGGGCCUCAGAUGGUGCCAGUUCGUCCUUAGCCAGUGACAACACUGUGGUAUAGGAGUGUUUGUUGGGGGGGAAGGGUUUAAAAAUACCCCAGAAAAAUUCAGAACUGUUCCAUUUUUCCCAGAUCUUAGAAAUCAUGACCGUUGUAGUAGUCUUGAGUUGAGAUAGUAAUGACCUUCCGGCAUGGUCUUUACAAGGUUUUUGUUGUUGUUGUUGAAGGGAAUAUUGUUAUAUAAUGAUACCACCCCUUGAACUGCUGUGCCAUGUGGAACAGAGCUGAUGAACAUACUAGGAAAAGAAAACUCAUGGCCAAAAAAUCUGGAAAAGGAGGUUCUUUUUUCUUUUCUUCGUUUUUUUGAUCGCCAUAUAUGUACACUUAGAAAAGAAAGAAAAACCUCCCAAGGCCGAUGUGGUUUGUACUGUGGCGAGCACGUCCCUGGGAGUUCUGGGAAAGCUGCUUUAAGGUCUCUGCUUAGAAUGUCCUUUACCCCAGCGCAGAUAGAGCACCGGUAACUGCGCCCCACCAAAGGUCUUAAAAGCCAUGUUACAGCCUUUUGCACUGUGUUCUCCUAUUGCAAAUUCACUCACACGGGAGAAUCUGCCUUUCUCCUCACGUGACUCCUUGGAGUUGAUUCCAAGGUGAUGUUCUUAGCACUUUAGUUCCUGUCAAAAAAAAUUUUUUUUUUUUUGUAAGUUUCCUUCUGUCCAUUACAAAUGUAAGCUACUAUGGAUGUCUCUAGGGGUAAGUCCAAUGACCAAAAUAAAACUUCAUUUUGAGGCUUUGUCCCAGUGUACAGAAUUACCUAAUUCUGACACUGACACUAAUUCUAUGAAGGAUCUACCCUUAGCUUUGCACCCUGUGACUUCUCGAAACCCCAGAAGGGACUUGGGAUUCAGAUGUAUCGACUCGUCUCCCAGGCUUCCUUCCUGUGCAGUGUUAGCAGAGGGGUAGUGGUGCCUCCCUGGCAUCGCCCGCACCUUGGGCAGCCACUCCCAGCCAUAGCACUUUGUUCCUGUCCGGGGUCAGCACUGAACUCCACCCUUCCCUAAAAACCAUCACAGCCCGAAAGUACGUGGGCUGAAGUUUGUUUCGUUUUUGUUUUUGUUUUUGUUUUUUUGUAUUUUAACUGUGUAACAUUUUGUAUGAUACAAAACUAUAUUUUGUACUUAACCAAAUAUAUUUUCACCCCAAAACGGGGGUACUCUUUGUAAAAAAAAAAUGAAUAAAGUUUU